UUUGUCAACAAAACAACUUUCGCUUUGUUUCAAUUGACACAGUUAAUUGACACAGUGGAAUGCUUUAUAUCUAAAGAAUAUAACAUUUAAAAUGGAAAGGAACUAAGGGUUUGUUAGCUUUAAAUGGAAGUGAUUGUUGUCGAUCCCUUGAAAAAGUAUUAAUCCUGGGGCUUGCGUAAACGUGUGUUGAAACCUGAGCAGUCUUUGAGGAAUGUUUUUGAGAAAUUUUGUUUCAAUCGAAAUGUCUUUUUUGUUGAUGUUUUUAUUUUCAAACUUUGUCUCAAAAGGGACGACGGCUUUAUUUUUGGAUAGGAAUAAAUUUGAUUGCGAGAGAAAUACGACAGUACCAGGUAAUGGUAUAAAGGUCAUCCACAGUAAACCAUUUCGUGAAAAUGGUACUGUCAUAUUUGAGGCGUCGUUGAUUAGACAGUUUGCCUGGGAGGAUCCUAUGUGUAAAUGGUCUUAUGAUGUAGAAGACAUUAUUGAUACCAAGAGUGUUGAAUUAUCUCACAGUUCAAGUCUACGGUGGAUUUUUUCGAAACCUGGAUUAAAAAAAGUGUCGGUGACUGCAGAGUUUCAAUAUUUGGGGAAAGAACAAAGAUUAACGAAUUGUACAUUUGUCAAUGUCACAGAUUGUGAACUUAAACUAGGGCUUGUUGUCUCCACAUCAUCUGGCCAGAAAUACAACAUCGAUCAGAAGCAUUCUAAUGUCUAUAUGGAUGCGCCAGGACAAGUUGAUUUUAAGUUGUCUAUUUUGAAAGUUGACAUGUACUUUGUUUGCCGAGAUUUAUCUUUUCUUUGGGACUUUGGUGAUGGCAGCGAUGCUUCGGGAAAACAUGUGAGCCAUUAUUAUAACAACACUGGAGUUUUCUUUGUGAUUAUGCAAGUUUUCGAUUUUUUUGAGGAUCUUGAUCACAGGAGGUUCAUGAGAAAUAUUACAAUGAAAAUUAAUAUUAAUGAUUGCCCUCUCAAGGCAAAAAUUAUGGUCGCUACCUCAUCAGGGUCAUACAAUAUAAGUCAGAAUCAUACUGAUGUCUUUAUGAAUGCCCCAGGACUAGUGAGAUUUAACCUGUCAAUUUCAAAAGUCCAACCCUACUCAAUUUGUAAAGAUUUAUUUAUUUUCUGGGAUUUUGGUGAUGGUGAUAAUGCUACAGGAAAACAUGUUCAGCAUCAUUAUAACAACACUGGAACUUUCUCAGUGGUUAUGAGAAUACUCAAAGGCAUUGAGUAUCUUGGUCAAAGAAGGCUUAUUAGGAAUAUUACAAUGAAAAUUCACAUCAAAGUGAAACAUGAUUCAUCCCAAAGCUCAAACACUGUAAUAGAUGUUUCCUUGGUUCUGGCAAUAUUUUUCACAUGCUUUGUGUUUGUCCUUUGCAUUGCUGCGUACUGGUUUCGAAAACGUCUUCACAGACACAUAGAAGUUGCGAGGUUCGAUUUCCGAGCAUCUGAGCUUCAAAGCAGUUACGACUAUGCUGAUGGUGCACAAUGUUCUGGAAAGGUCUUAAAUGGCAAAGGAUGUAUAAAUAGCUUGUCCUGUAGAAGAGGAAGCACCGAAAAUUUGUUAAAUUUUGCUCCAAAUAAACAUUACUCAUCUUGCGAAAGAUUUGGAGGUAAAAAUCUUCAUGAAGACCUCUGAUUGUCAACAUUAGAUACUUUGAAAUUGUACACAUUCAAUGGACAGAAGACACACGGUCUGUCUGUUUGAUAUUGUAGGCAACCUAAAACUAAGCAUGCACCAACAAUGAUAUUGCACACUCACUUUUGGGCUACUGUUGUGUUGGGUUAAAUAAAUUGAAUUAUAAAGAAGUAUAUGUUAAAUAGAAAAUAUGAAAAAAGUAUGAAAUUUAUGUAUUGCAAUAAAUCUAAA
Molecule: messenger RNA, 1867 nt
Organism: Dendronephthya gigantea
Lineage: Eukaryota; Metazoa; Cnidaria; Anthozoa; Malacalcyonacea; Nephtheidae
Exons: 4
Coding region: 212-1636 (474 amino acids)
Source: RefSeq, a predicted model, not a curated record